AAUCUGAAUGACCCGCAAAACAACCCAUUUGACAGUGAAAUUAGCUUCCAUUGCAAAGGCAAGAGUUUUACUCGACAAAACCCCAGCGAGAAGAGCUCACGGCGCGAAUACACAGCAAGGUAGAGACGACGACGACGCGAGCAAAUUAGAUUCCGAUUCCAAGUUCACUCAGUCAUUCCCGCUACCAUGCCGGACGUUGCCCUAGUUAACGACUUCAUCAUCAAGCUGAAGAAACGUAAAAUUGAAGGAUCCAAAGCAACCGCCAAGCUCACGGCGGAGCUGCUUCGCUCCUUCAUUUCACAGCAGAGGCUUCCGCAUACUAACCAGGCCGGAGCUCUCAUCGAUGCCGUUAACGCUGUCGGGGAGAAAUUAAUUGCUGCCAAUCCCGUAGAACUUGCUGUUGGUAACAUUGUGAGGCGCGUUUUACAUAUUAUUAGGGAGGAGGAUGCAUCCCUAACUACUGCUGCUAUUGGCGGGUUAAGUAUAUCUGCUGGAAGUGAUGAUGAAGAUGAAAGGGAGAAUGACGAUCAUCCAGUUUUAUCUGCUGCUGCUGUGGCUGCUGCUGCCAGGAGCACAUUGAGGGCACCUUCCCUGCAGACUCUCCUUGAGGAUUUGCCACACUCAACAGCUGUUCCUCAUACAUCUUCUUCCGGAGGAGAUUCUGAAGGAAAAAGUAAAUCUGCUGAUAAGAACUCGCAGACUCGGAAACUGAAGCAUAAUGUCAUUGAGGCUGUUAAUGAACUUAUCCAAGAUAUAACCACUUGUCAUGAACAGAUUGCAGAACAGGCAGUGGAGCAUAUACAUCAUAAUGAGGUAAUCUUGACUUUAGGCAGCUCAAGAACAGUAAUGGAAUUUCUAUGUGCUGCAAAGGAAAAGAAAAGGUCUUUCCGAGUUUUUGUUGCGGAGGGUGCACCAAGAUAUCAGGGGCAUGCUCUUGCAAAAGACUUGGUUGCAAGGGGGCUGCAGACCACUGUCAUUACAGAUUCUGCUGUUUUUGCAAUGAUUUCUAGAGUGAAUAUGGUUAUAGUAGGAGCUCAUGCUGUCAUGGCCAACGGGGGAGUUAUAGCACCAGUAGGGAUGAAUAUGGUGGCCCUAGCAGCCCAAAGGCAUGCUGUUCCUUUUGUUGUACUUGCAGGCGUUCACAAGUUGUGUCCUCUCUAUCCACACAAUCCCGAAGUGUUGCUAAACGAGCUGAAGUCCCCAGCUGAGCUGUUGGAUUUCGGAGAAUUCUCAGAUUGUCUGGAUUUCGGGAGUGGCUCUGGUUCCCCACUUUUACAAGUUGUCAAUCCUGCAUUCGACUACGUGCCACCAAAUCUAGUCAGUUUGUUCAUAACAGACACAGGUGGGCAUAAUCCUUCAUACAUUUACCGUCUCAUUGCUGACUAUUACUCUGCCGAUGACUUGGUGGUGCAACAAAGAGCAGCGUCUUAAUGGUGUAUUUUCUUUCUGUUAUCCUACGCACCCUGGGUACCAUGAUAAUCUUUUAUGUGUUUCAGUGCCCCUUUCACUGACCACAUUUUGAUUUCAACACUUUCUGCUUGAUUUUCAACAAUUUUUUUCUUGUGGGUAAUAGAUCAAUGAAGCAUAUGCGAAUACCAUUCUGGCCUGCAGGGUUCAUAUUAUAGUACUAGACUAGAUACACAUGGUUUUUGGGUAUGUAGCUAUUAUUGAUGAAGUAGAAUGGUACUACUGAUUGGCCUUGAUUAUGAAUUCAAACACCAUUAAUUUUUAUUUUUAUUGUUGGGUGA
Ipomoea triloba (trilobed morning glory) is the source of this 1748-nucleotide messenger RNA. Its product is annotated as translation initiation factor eIF-2B subunit beta. Lineage: Eukaryota; Viridiplantae; Streptophyta; Magnoliopsida; Solanales; Convolvulaceae. Gene Ontology annotation, cellular component: eukaryotic translation initiation factor 2B complex. Gene Ontology annotation, molecular function: guanyl-nucleotide exchange factor activity; translation initiation factor activity. The record is from RefSeq and is a predicted model, not a curated record. The transcript is spliced from 9 exons. Gene Ontology annotation, biological process: translational initiation. The coding region runs from base 187 to 1431 and encodes 414 amino acids.